AUGCAGCUGGAAGUUCCCCGUUCUCCAGCUCCACCUGUUUGGCUUCCGAGCGUGCACUCCGGGGCCCCCCACGCCCCCAUCUCCCAGCUGCCACGGACCGUGCCAGAGCAGACCGGGAGAGACGGACAUCUGACGGCAGAGGGCCGAGUGCCGAGGGCGCAGCGAAUAAAAGCCAAAACUAUAAAAAUAAACAGCGCGGUGGCGGCACCUGCUGUCCCACCCCCGGGAAAAGCCGCGGCUUUUCCCGGGGUGAGGGCAGUGAGGUCCCCGUCACUGCGUUGUCCUCCCGGGCCAAAGUGCACAGCACCGCCCAGAGGCCAUGUCAGUUUUCCACCACGAGAGGGCGCCACCGCACCGCGGUUGGGACCUCUCAUGGUGGAGGAGCUGCAGCGCGUCUCACCUCUCUGCCGCAGGUGGGAGAAGUGGGCUGCGCUCGCAGCUUCACCCUGGGUGUUGAAGACGAUUUCGAGGGGUUACAGGCUGCAGUUUGCCGCUGUUCCCCCUCGAUUCGCCGGCAUAAUACACUCCCAGGCUCAGGGAGAGUCAGCUCGUGUUUUACAAGAGGAAAUCCUCUCACUGUUAAACAAAGGAGCAAUCUGUGUCGUUCCUCCCGCACAGUGUCAGAGCGGUUUUUACUCCAGGUACUUUCUGGUCCCAAAACGGGGGGGGGGUGGUAUUCGCCCUAUCCUGGAUCUACGUGCUCUGAACAAAUUUCUCAGGAAAUACAAGUUCAGGAUGCUCACACACGCAUCCCUGCUGCGCCUGGUGCGACAGAACGAUUUCCAUCCAGGCAAAUCUGUUCAAUUCAGAUUGUGUCUUCGAUUACUCGGACUGAUGGCGUCAGCCAUUCUCGUGGUCCGUCUAGGUCGCCUCCACAUGAGGGAAUUCCAGCUCUGGGUGGCCUCAUGCGGGCGGGAUCCCGUGCGUCAUGGCGCACGGAGAGUGUUGGUUACGCCGGGGUGCGUCAGGGCACUGCGCCACUGGCGAGCCCCGUAUUUUCUGACCCGCGGGGUGCCCAUGGGCUCUGUCCUGUCCAGGACGGUGGUCACUACGGACGCCAGCCUGACAGGGUGGGGCGGAAUUCACGAGGGCCGGUCGAUGAGGGGCCGCUGGAGUGUGGACCUCCAGCGGUCUCACAUAAAUUUUCUGGAACUUUCAGCGGUGUUCCUCUCCCUGAAACACUUCCUUCCGUCUCUCAUGGGCCAUCAUGUCCUGGUGAGGACGGACAAUACGACGACGGUAACGUACAUCAACCGCCAAGGGGGGUUGCGCUCUCGUCAGUUGCACAUGCUGGCUCGCAGACUGAUCCUGUGGAGCUGCGGUCGUCUCCUCUCCCUGAGGGCGACGCACGUCCCGGGAGCUCUGAACACGGGCGCGGACCUGUUGUCCAGGGGCGCGCCGGUAUACGGGGAGUGGACUCUGCACCCGGUGAUUGUGGAACAGAUAUGGGCCCGUUAUGGUCGGGCCGCGGUGGAUCUGUUCGCGUCAAGAGGAAACGCGCAGUGCGCGCUGUUUUACUCUCUGCGCAGCCUGGAUGCUCCCCUCGGCAUAGACGCACUAGCGCACGUCUGGCCGCACGAGCUUCUUUACGCGUUCCCUCCCCUGGCCCUGUUACCCCCCACUCUAUCCGGAGUGAGGGACCACGGCCACGCGCUGAUUCUGAUAGCUCCGCAUUGGCCUGCGAUGCAUUGGCUGGCGGAGAUAUAUCGGUUGCUGUGCGCGCAACCUUGGCAGCUCCCGCUGCGCAGGGACCUGUUAUCGCAGGGGGGGGGCGCGGUUUUCCACCCGCACCCAGAACGCCUGGCGCUGUGGGUUUGGCCCCUGAGUGGUUCAAUUUGUCAGCGGUGGGACUCCCACAGCGUGUGAUUUCCACUAUACAAAGUGCUCGAGCCUCUUCCACUAGGUCUCUGUAUGACUGUAAGUGGAGAGUGUUUGAGGACUGGUGUCACAGAAAUGGCCAUGUUCCUUUUCAGUGUCCAGUGGGUGUGAUAU
This is a messenger RNA of Scomber japonicus (chub mackerel), 1992 nucleotides long. RefSeq lists its product as uncharacterized. Lineage: Eukaryota; Metazoa; Chordata; Actinopteri; Scombriformes; Scombridae. The transcript has 2 exons. The record is from RefSeq and is a predicted model, not a curated record. The coding region runs from base 1 to 1866 and encodes 621 amino acids.